Lotus japonicus is the source of this 4647-nucleotide messenger RNA. Its product is annotated as putative disease resistance protein RGA1. Bases 188 to 3547 code for a protein of 1119 amino acids. Gene Ontology annotation, biological process: defense response to other organism. The transcript has 4 exons. The record is from RefSeq and is a predicted model, not a curated record. Gene Ontology annotation, molecular function: ADP binding. NCBI's taxonomy places the organism in Eukaryota, Viridiplantae, Streptophyta, Magnoliopsida, Fabales, Fabaceae.
GUCUUUUCAGCCUUCAUGAUUGGAAUCCAAUGACACUCGUAGCUUCAUUGAAGUUUCCUUGAUAAAGACAGCAUUUAACUAGCUCUUUGCAGACUUUUGCUACCACUAUCCACACUUUGCUUCAGAUCUCAUCCAAGCAAAACCAGUCCCCGAUAUUGUUUCCUUUUCAACUUUUGCAUUUCUGAAAAUGGCUGAGGCUUUACUUGGAGCUGUGUUUGAGAAAUUGCUCUCCCUAGCUCAGAAUGAAUUUGCAACCAUGUCUGGAAUCCAGGGAAAGGCUAAGAAGCUAUCAAACACUCUUGAACUGAUCAAGGCUGUUGUUGAAGAUGCUGAGGAGAAACAGAUAACAAACAAACCUAUAAAGGUUUGGCUGCAGCAGCUCAAAGAUGCUGUGUACAUCCUAGAUGAUAUCCUUGAUGAAUGUUCCAUAGAAUCACUUCGACUUAAAGGAUUGUCCUCUUUAAAACCGAAGAGCAUCAAAUUUCGCUAUGAGAUUGGCAACAAGCUGAAAGAGAUUUCUAGGAGAUUUGAUGAGAUUGCUGACCAGAAGAACAAGUAUGUUCUGCAAGAGGUUGUCAGGGAAAGGUCAACUGAUGUAGCUGAAUGGCGCCAAACCAGCUCGAUAAUUCCCCAAGCUAAACUAUAUGGAAGAGAAGAUGAUAAGGAGAAGAUUGUGAAGUUUCUUCUCAGCCAAGCACGCGAGUCUGACUUCCUCUCCAUCUAUCCUAUUGUCGGCUUAGGAGGCAUGGGAAAAACAACACUUGCUCAAAUGGUCUACAAUGAUGAUCAGGUAACAAGCAAUUUCAACAUCAAAGUUUGGAUUUGUGUUUCUGAAAAUUUCUCUGUCCAGAGGAUUUUGUGCUCCAUCAUAGAAUCUAUUACAAAAGCAAAACAUGAUUGCUUGAAUUUAGAUGUAACAGAAAGAAAGGUGCAAGAAUUGUUGCAAGGUAAAAGAUAUUUUCUAGUUUUGGAUGACGUGUGGAGGAAAAAUGAAGAAAUGAAAUUUGGUUUAACCCAAGACAAAUGGAAUAAGCUGAAAUGUGUGUUGUCAUGUGCAUCCAAAGGAGCUUCUAUUUUAGUAUCCACUCGUGAUAUGAAGGUUGCAGCAAUUAUGGGAACGUGCCAAGCUCAUCAUUUGUGCGGUCUCUCAGAGGAUGAAUGUUGGAUGCUCUUCAAACAAUAUGCAUUUGGAACUGAAAAAGAAGAGCGUGCAGAGCUGGUACCUAUUGGAAAAGAGAUAGUAAAGACGUGCGGAGGAUCACCUCUUGCAGCACAAGCACUAGGAGGUCUCUUGUUCUCAAGGUCUGAGGAAAAGGAAUGGCUUGAAGUUAUGGAAAGUGGGCUUUGGAAUUUAGAAGGUGAAAAUUCUAUUUUGGCUGCCUUGAGAUUGAGCUACUUUCAUUUAACGCCAACAUUAAGGCAGUGUUUUGCAUUUUGUGCCAUAUUUCCCAAAGAUACAGAAAUCAUGAAGGAAGAUUUGAUACAUCUUUGGAUGGCUAAUGGGUUUAUUUCAUCUAGGGCAAACUUGGAGGUUGAAGAUGUUGGCAAUAUGAUUUGGAAUGAAUUGUAUCAAAAAUCAUUCUUUCAAGAUAUGAAGUUGGUUGAUUAUUCAGAUGUUAUUCAUUUCAAGAUGCAUGAUCUUGUCCAUGAUCUUGCUCUUUCAAUAAUGGGGCAAGAGUGCAUGGUUUUGGGAAACACAAACAUGACAGAUUUGUCAACAAGCACCCACCAUGUUAGCUUUGACUCUGGUAUGGAUGUAUUGUCACUCCACAAAAGUGCCUUGAAGAAAGUUGAAUCCUUGAGAACAUUUUACCAGUUAAAAGUCUCCAACAACGUUUCUGGUUGCAUCCCAAUACACUGCAGCACUCUUCGGGUAUUACGCACAAGUUCUUUUAAUUUAUCACCACUCAAGAAUUUAAUUCAUUUGAGGUAUUUGGAACUUUUCAAGCUUGAGAUAGAAACCUUGCCCGACUCAAUUUAUAGCUUGCGGAAAUUGGAAAUCUUGAAAUUGAGAUCUUUGAAAAAACUUGUUUGUCUACCUAAAGACUUGACUUGCUUACAGGAUCUUAGACAUCUUGUCAUUGAAGAUUGUUAUUCAUUGUCUUGUAUGUUCCCUAACAUUGGGAAAUUAUCCCGUCUGAGAACGUUAAGUAAGUACAUUGUCAGUUCAGAGAUUGGGCAUAGCCUGGCAGAAUUACAUGACUUAAAACUCAGAGGAAAUUUGCACAUUAAAGGACUAGAAAAUGUUGGCAGUUUAUCCGAAGCUCAAGAGGCCAACUUGAUGGGUAAAAAAGACAUCCACAAAUUACAGUUGAUAUGGGACAAGGAGGUCCACUCAAAGCCAUAUGCUACUAAUCCGAAGCUAGUACUUAAUGCUCUUCAACCUCACUCAAAUCUCAAGAAUUUGAAAAUAGAAUACUCUGCAGGAUUACAAUUACCGACCUGGAUGGAAAUGCUCACCAAUUUAGUUUCUCUAAAGCUUUAUGGAUGCGAGAUGUGUGUGCGGCUUCCCUCACUUGGUAAACUACCAUAUCUAAGAAGAAUUAAAAUAAGUGAAAUGAAUGAUGUGCAGUAUAUGGAUGAUGACGAAUCUGAUGAUGGUGUGGAGGUGAAAGCUUUCCCGUCAUUAGAAAAACUCUCACUAUCAGGAUGCUCAAAGUUAGAGCGGUUGUUGAAAGUGGAAAGAGGAGAGAAUUUCCCCUGUCUUUCUGAUUUGGCAAUUCGUAAUUGCCCUAAACUUGAGUUGCCAAGCUGCUGCAUUCCGUCACUCAAAAAGCUCCAUCUAGAGGAUUAUACUGAUGAUUUACUGAGGUCCCUCUCAUGUUUCAAUGGCCUUACCUCCCUUCGGCUUUACGCUGGCGAUGUAGACCUGACAUCCUUCCCGGUGGGAACAUUGACUUGUCUUCAGACUCUGUGGAUACGUGGUUCCAAGGUAUUGAAGGAAUUACCAAAUGAAAUCUUCAAAAACCUCAACAAUUUGGAGUAUCUGAGCAUCGGGUGGAGCAGCGAGCUGGAGUCUUUACCAGAGCAAGGGUGGGAAGGUCUCCGCUCCCUUCGAACUCUGGGGUUUUGGGAUUGUGGUGAAUUGAAAUCCUUGCCGGAUGGUGUUCGACACCUCACUUCACUCCAGCUUUUGAACAUCUAUUAUUGUAGGAAGCUGGAGUCUUUACCAGAGCAAGGGUGGGAAGGUCUCCGCUCCCUUCGAACUCUGGGGUUUUGGUAUUGUGGUGAAUUGAAAUCCUUGCCGGAUGGUGUUCGACACCUCACUUCACUCCAGCUUUUGAACAUCCGUUAUUGUAGGAAGCUGGAGUCUUUACCAGAGCAAGGGUGGGAAGGUCUCCGCUCCCUUCGAACUCUGCAGAUUUCAGGAUGUGGUGAAUUGAAAUCCUUGCCGGAUGGUGUUCGACACCUCACUUCACUCCAGCUUUUGAGUAUUGCGCACUGCCCAGCAUUAGCCGAGAGGUGUAAAGAGGGAACAGGGGAGGAUUGGGACAAGAUAGCACACGUUUCCAAAGUACAAAUUAUUAAUUCUGAAUUCGGCUUGUAAUUCUAAUUCAACACCAAUUUGGUUACUCUGCUAUUUCUGAUUCAAUUUUUGGUUAAUACCCAAUCGAGGAGCAAAGAAGGGAAAUAAGGAUUGAUUAGUCAUGAUGAAAAGGAGGUGGAAAAGGCCUGCAAUAACAAAGAAAACCAGCAAUGACAGCAAGCUAAAGUUGCAGAAUAUGAAGAACAUGAUGAAAAGGAACUUUUUGUUAACAAUUAUAAUGCUGCAGAGAGUGUGACAUGGAUUUCUCAUGUAUAAUCUUUCCUGAAACUGGAAAAGGUCAUUUCCAAGGUGACCAACAGACAGAAAAAUUGUAGUUGGCACUUCAAGUCUUCAACAGAUGUGAAAGUAAUCAUGGAUGGUUUUUCAGUUCCUGGAAUUAGCCGAAUGGUGUCCAACACCUCACUUCACUCCAGCUUUUGAGAAUUCAGGACUGCCCAACAUUAGCUGAGAGGUGUAAGGAGGGAACAGAGGUGGAUUUGGACAAGAUAGCGCACGUUCCCAAAGUUGAAUUCUGCAACGCGUAAUUUUGCCUAAUGGGGGAGAACUUGAACAACAAUUUGGGUACUCUGCUAUUUCUGAUUCUAUUUUUGGUUAAUACAUAUCAGAUGUCUUUGAUCUUCCUUUUGGAGACUGGAUUCCCUGACCAACUCUCAAUCGAGUGCUCAAAAGAACCCUUCAAAUGGAGAGGCAGCCAACCCAGGGAGAGAAGCUUUCGGCCAUAAAAGCAAACUGUCAAAUUGAGCUUUCUCUAGAUGAAUGUGUGAUGAUUCUCAGUCAUAAGAGAGAAUUCCACAGGCUCCCUUGAAGACCUUAUAGAUAUUGCUUCUAAGUAUGAAGAUGAUGAAUCCACAGUUCCUCGAUGAAACACCAGAUUCUAAUUCCAUGCACCACCAUUCAGGCACAGAUGAUAGUUUAAAAGAUAAAUUAUUUACCAUGUUCCUUUUAAUAUUUUGGUUGUAUUGAUUUCACCAUUUGGUUCCUCACUGAAUGUGAUUAGUGGAUGUUUGGAAAUACAAUAUAUUUUUCACAUUGGGGUGAGAUUGUGAGAACUUAAUAGUUGACUGACUCUAACAUAAAUCUGUCUCUGAUCUCUCUGCUCA